Molecule: messenger RNA, 771 nt
Organism: Botrytis porri
Lineage: Eukaryota; Fungi; Ascomycota; Leotiomycetes; Helotiales; Sclerotiniaceae
Exons: 1
Coding region: 1-771 (256 amino acids)
Source: RefSeq, a predicted model, not a curated record
AUGGAUCUUGACGAUUGGGAGUUCCACCAAUGGCUGUGUGACACCUCGGAUCAUAACCCGGGUGAAAUCACAGACCUGAUGAAAUAUCAUAUGCAGCGAUGUGCGAAUAAACCAGAUGAAAUUUACAAAUUACGGCGACAUUUUUGGGAUACGACGGGACAUGAAAAUAUAGAAUGUCCAUUGAAAUUUACCAAGCAACCUACUCCUAAGACGAGCACAAAUGUGACUAAGACGUCGAGUGAUAAGAAGAGGGCAUCGGAUGAUAAAGCACCAUCGUCGAGGAACAAGCCACAAGCGUCAAGUAGCAGGACACAACCAUCUAGUAGUGGAACGCCACAACGAACCGAUAAUCGAGAUAACCGAGACCUUUAUGACACUCCUCCACCAGCUCCAAAAUUAUCCCGCUCAAAGAAACCCAGUACAAAUCCACCUGCAAAAGGAUAUGCAUCAGGAGGAUGGAGAAGCGUGAAUGAUCCAGAAGCAGGGCAGCGACGACGCUCACCAUCUAGUUCCCGCGAGCCCGAAUCACGCAGUAGCGCAUCUUUUGCAUUUCGACCAAGUCCUUCAUCUGGUGGAGAGAGUUACAAUGAGACUUCAAGAUCUUCGAAUAGCAGAAGAGAACCUGAUCAGAGGGAUCGACGACAAGAUGCCGCUUUUAUGUCUCGCGCCUCGGAUAGCAAUACUAGUAGACCAAUGACGAAACGACCUGCUAUGACGUCUGAGAGGAAAGAUGAUAGUAGGCGAACGAGAGAGGGAAUUGUCGCUUUGUAA